GUCGCGUGCGUUGACUUGUCGCGGUCGUGCAGAGCGGUCGCAAGAUGAACUCUGCGCUGGAGGUGCUGGUGUUCCUGGGCACGCUGCUGUACGCCUACGUGGAGGCGCUGGUGAAGCUGCUGCUGCCCGCCAAGAGGAAGACCGUCCGCGGGGAGCUGGUGCUGGUGACGGGCGCUGCCCGCGGGCUGGGCAGGGCCACGGCCCGCGAGUUCGCCCGGCGCCAGAGCCGCCUGGUGCUGUGGGACGUCGAGGCGCAUGGCCUCAAGGAGACAGCAGCAGAAUGCGAAGGGCUGGGAGCCACCGUUCACACCUUUGUGGUGGACUGCAGCAAAAGGGAGGAGAUCUACAGCGCUGCCGAGAAGGUGAAAAAGGACAUUGGUGAUGUCUCCAUCCUGGUGAAUAAUGCUGGUGUGAUUGCAGCUGCCGACCUGCUCUCCACCCAGGACCACCAAGUUGAGAAAACAUUUGAAGUCAACAUUCUUGCUCACAUCUGGACAACAAGAGCUUUUCUGCCAACAAUGAUGAAGAACAACCAUGGUCACAUUGUCACAGUGGCUUCUGCAGCAGGUCAAUUUGUAACUCCUUUCAUGGUGGUUUACUGUUCAAGCAAGUUUGCUGCAGUUGGAUUUCAUAAAGCCCUAACGGAUGAGCUGUCUUCACUGGGAAAGGAUGGAAUAAAAACAACGUGUCUCUGUCCAGUUUUUAUAAAUACUGGAUUUGUCAAAAACCCCAGUGUGAGGCUUGGAAAGAUCUUGGAGGUUGAUGAAGUUGUGAAGGCACUGAUGGAAGGAAUAGUGACCAACCAGAAAAUGGUUUUUGUUCCAUCAAAUCAACGUUUUGCUUUACUUCUUGAAAGGUUGCUUCCAGAACGUGCCUUGAAUUAUCUCAAAAAGCUGACUGAUGUUAAGUUUGAUGCAGUCGUUGGGCGUGGAAGCAAUCAGUGAAAAAGAAAUUGUUUCUCAUUUCCCCAUGAAAUGAGUGAAAGCAGAACAGAUGCUGAGUGUAGCACAGCAAUUUGGAUUCAGAGCAGAAUUAAGAUGGGUACUUCUUCCAGGCCACCGCUUCCCAUCACACCUUAAGGUCCAUCCCACACCCGCAGAAGGAACAGAUGUGCAUAACAUGGUGUGUUAGCAGAGCAGAGCAGAGAGGCAGCUCUAGAAGUCAGAAGGACUGCUCUGGAAUGUGCACAACUGCUUACAUGAGUGCAGUGGAAUUGGAGUAUAAAUUAAUGUGGUCCUAUAGAGUAAAAUUAUCUUGUGGGGAGGAAUGAUUAUAGGUGGCCUGCUUCACCUUAAUGAAUCAUUUUAAGUUCAAAAAGCCUUGUACUGCACACAGUUUAAUGCAUUUUUUGUAGUAAGUACCUGAAAUAAUACAGCGUCUUAAUCAACCACUACCUAAAUAUGUUGAUUGUCCAUUAUGCACGAGCUCCACCAGUACAACUUGUACAGAAUAAAAGCAGUUCUCUAACCAGGUGUCUCUUAGCAGUUACAGUCACAACCACAUCCUACAGGUGCACUUAAGGUGCAGUGUUAAGAAAUAUAUGCCCUCUGCUGAUGUCAUUUCUCAAAUUGCUGAUGAUUCUCCAACCAGAUUCAAACACCUUCCUCUGAAACAAGUGUAGUAUUUCCUACAAAUUACUGAGUGCCCUGUUCUGUUUCAUGCUUACCACAAAAUGUGAUUUUUUUUUUCAUAAGAAUGAGGAAGCGUGGUUCUGUUUUUGUCCUUACACUAAAAGGUAACUACUCCAGCCUAAUAAAAAUUGCUGUUUAUCUUCUCCA
This is a messenger RNA of Lagopus leucura (white-tailed ptarmigan), 1778 nucleotides long. Its product is annotated as estradiol 17-beta-dehydrogenase 11-like. Bases 45 to 944 code for a protein of 299 amino acids. Lineage: Eukaryota; Metazoa; Chordata; Aves; Galliformes; Phasianidae. Gene Ontology annotation, cellular component: lipid droplet. Gene Ontology annotation, molecular function: oxidoreductase activity, acting on the CH-OH group of donors, NAD or NADP as acceptor. The transcript has 7 exons. The record is from RefSeq and is a predicted model, not a curated record.